Messenger RNA from Oncorhynchus gorbuscha (pink salmon), 2654 nucleotides. RefSeq names its product CTTNBP2 N-terminal-like protein. The transcript has 5 exons. Bases 92 to 1840 code for a protein of 582 amino acids. Lineage: Eukaryota; Metazoa; Chordata; Actinopteri; Salmoniformes; Salmonidae. The record is from RefSeq and is a predicted model, not a curated record.
GGCUGAUGGACUUGUCACAUUUGAACUAAUUUCUUCCGUAUCGGAAACUGAAGACGCAAGACAAGACAAUCUUUAACAAUUGGCAAAGUUGAUGUUUACAAAGGCAUUGAAAAGACAUAUGAAGGAGCCCCAGGUGAACAUGGAGAGCCUGAGCAAGCCAGAGCUGCUGAUGCUCUUCAGUGUCCUGGAGGGAGAGCUGGAGGCUCGUGACCUGGUCAUCGAGGCCCUCAGGGCCCAGUGCAGAGACACAUAUGUGGAGAAGCGCUAUGGGAAGUACAACCUGAGCGACCCGUUCCUGGCUCUGCAGAGGGACAGUGAGGCGAUGGGGGGGCAGAGCCCUGGGGUCCACCAGGCUUCAGCCUACUCUAGCCCCCUGGCUGUGCUCAAGCAGGUGGUCACCCACUGCAGGAGGAUGCAGGAGAAGAUGCUCGCCCAGCUAGCUGCAGCCGAGAGCAGUCACAAGAGGGUCAUUGCAGAUCUGGAGGAGGAGAGGAGAAGGCAUGCAGAGGACACCGCUGAGGGCGACGAUGUCACUUGCAUCCUGGAAAAGGAGAGGGAACGCCUCUUGCAACAGCUGGAGUUUGAGCGGGGCCAGGUGCGUCGUCUGGAGAAGGAACAGAAGAGGGUCCUGGAGCAGCUGGAGGAGGAGCGGGUGCAGCACAAGCAGCUCUCCUCUGCCCUGGCCAAGGAGUGCAAGUGGGCCAGCCAGCGGGCCCUGGAGGUGGACCACCGCCUGGCUGAGGCAAACCGUAGGCUGGAGAAGGAGCAGCGGGAGAUCUUGGCCCUGAGGGCUGAGCUACAGAAGGAGAGGAGGAAGGCCCUGCAGAUGGAGGCCAGGGUGGAGGAGCGGCUGGCUGAGUUUGACACGGAGAAGGAGCAGCUCCGCUCUCGGCUCAAGAGGGAGGAGGCCCAGUGCGGCCUGCUGCAGGAGCAGGUGGAGGCGCUGAGGAGAGAGCUUCAGGAAGAGAGGGGAGAUGAGGAGGAGGAUGAGAGGAGAGACUCUCCUGUGGAUAUCAGUGGAGGGUCACCACUACUACGACCACCACCAGUGGAGGGGGGUGAAGAGCCUAAAGUCAACGGUCACGACUGCCUCAGGGAGGACGCCCUUCCACACAGACUGGGCCUGGACAACCGGAGUGAGAACAGCAGCCCUGUCCUGCUGUCCCCUGCCCUCCUGAACCAGAGCCUGUCCCCCUGCAGCACAGGGUCUUCCUCCCUCACCUCCUCCCCGUGCUCCUCUCCUCAGCUGGCCAAACGGCUGGCCCUGGCCACCAGUCCCAGCUACCAGUCCUCCUACCAGGCAGGCAUCAACCAGCGCUUCCACGCUGCUCGCCACAAGUUCCAGGGCCACACUGAUCCAGAGCCACAGCAGGAGGGAAGAGGAGGUGGCAGCCUACCCCACUCCCCUAGAGACCUGUCCCCAUCCCCUGAGUGCAUCCCCGUCCCUGUCCCCAGCCCGGCCAAGCAUCUGGCCCGCAGCACCGUCACCCACGUCCUGUCCCGCUUCACAGUCCAGCAGGGGGCCAAACCUCCGCCACCCAACAGCUCUCCCUUCGGCACUGACUACCGUAACCUGGCCCUGACCCCCUCCUCCCCGGUCAUCCCCAGGGCCUCUGGUGCUGCUCUGCCUCUGGGGGUCUGCUCCCCAACCAUCCCCCGAGCAGACAGGGGCAACCCGCCCCCCAUCCCCUCUAAGAAGCCUGGCCUGGCCCAGUCUCCAGCGCCAUCCAUCCCUGGUACCAGAGCCAGCCACUUUCCUGAGCUGUCAGGAAGCUGUGGUCUCACCAGCGGCCAGGAGAAUGUUAAAGAGCUGGACAUGGUGGUUUCCUCCGUCAGUUAGCCUAGCCUCCUACUGAGUGCUACUAGCGCUGUGUUCUUUUAUACCGCUCACACGUUCCUGUGCUGAGGCACGCUGCAAAACACUGUCAAGUUAACUGUAUUUAUUUUAUUUUUGACAUGCAUCUGCUUCAUUCUUCUUGUAGCACAAUAUAUGUAUUUGUAUUUAUGCAUUUUGGGUUUGUUGGUAAUAUAAUAUAAGGAGAAUAAGCAGUAAUGAAGAGUAAUGGGCCAACAUGCAUGUUAGUUGCUGGGUAUUUUUCAAAAGUUUGCUAAGAAAAGCAUGUAAUUUCAUGGGACAAUCAAAUGUUGCUACUUAUAAUGCAGCUUUUGAAUUUGAGCUUGGAAAUAAGCAUUUCUCUAAAUCAAGAUUGGGAUUUAGCCUAAUACUGAACAAAAUAAGUGAGCUUAUCUUAAACUGCAGAGUUUAAUACUGAACCAAGGCCGCUUACAAACACAUUAUUAUAAUGUUAUAUUUCCUAAAAUGGCACAUGAUUAUAACAUUCCAUAUCUUCAAGGCUUAAUAAGUUGGCAGUAUUCUGUGUAUAUGCAGCAUUCUGUGUAUGUGCAGAAUUCUGUGUAUAUGCAGUAUUAUUAAUACUUGCUCUCAUACCAAUCGUCUGGUCAAACAUUUAGAAUGUAUAUUUUUACAUGAGCACAAUAUAUCUCUUUUACACCCGCAUAUUGGUUUGUCAUAUACAGUUGAGGUCGGAAGUUUACAUACACUUAGGUUGGAGUCAUUAAAACUUUUUUUCAACCACUCCACAAAUUUCUUGUUAACAAACUAUAGUUUCGGCAAGUCAGUUAGGACAUCUACU